Messenger RNA from Diuraphis noxia (Russian wheat aphid), 790 nucleotides. RefSeq names its product proteasome subunit beta type-7-like. The record is from RefSeq and is a predicted model, not a curated record. Lineage: Eukaryota; Metazoa; Arthropoda; Insecta; Hemiptera; Aphididae. Gene Ontology annotation, cellular component: proteasome core complex; cytoplasm.
CAUACCAUAGAAUAAAGAUUAGAUUGGUUUCAUACCUUUGUAGUUUGURAACUUUUAAUUUAAUAUUUAAUUUGUCUGCUGUAGAUAAUUAAAAAAAUAAAAAGUAUCGUGCUUUUCUGUUUCCUUACUCAAGUACUUAAUUAAUUUCCUUUAGAUUUUUGCCUUAUUAACAAUGGCUCUAAACUACAGUUCCAUCGAUGAUGAUGAUGCCUUUUCGUUCAGGAAUCUUGAAAGAAAUGCAAAACUUGAAAAAAUGGGGCUCAAAAUGCCAAGUUUUCGUAAAACUGGUACCACAAUUGUGGGAGUAACUACUCGUGAUUGCGUUAUUUUGGCUGCUGAUACACGUGCUACAUCCGACACAAUAGUAAUGGAAAAAAAUUGUGAAAAAAUCCAUUAUAUUGGCAAAUAYAUGCAUUGCUGUGGUGCUGGUACAGCAGCAGACACAAUGCAAGUUACUCGUAUGGUGUCUGCCAAUGUUUCUUUGCAAGCAUUUAAGUUUCCUGAUGAAAUGGUUCCUGUUGCAUUUGCUGCUAGGUCUCUCCGUCAGUAUCUCUUCAAGUACAUGGGAUAUGUUUCAGCCGCUUUAAUUUUAGGUGGCAUAGAUAACAGUGGCGCACAUUUAUACUCAAUUUAUCCACAUGGUUCAAUUGAUAAAUUACCAUAUAUAUCUAUGGGAUCAGGAAGUAUGGCAGCCAUUUCAGAACUUGAAAGCCGCUGGAAUGAAAAUCUAACAGAAGAAGAAGGAAUGAAACUGGCAUGUGAUGCUAUUUUGGGUGGUGUAUUUAAUGAU